AUUUUGAUUUUGAUUAUCGUUCGUUGUAUAGAUACCUAUAUAUAUUUGAUUCUUACAAAAUUAUAAAUAGUCGUAACCGUAAAUAUUUUUUGUUCUACCUACAUGUAAUUUUCUAAUAUAAUUGAUAUUUGUGCAAGGCGGUUUAUUUAGUUCAUUUUACCUGCGGGACCGCCACCGCUGCAAGUGUUCUGCUGCGCUACAGAUAGUUUCAACGAUCAGCUGUCAGGGACCUUUGACGUGUAGAACACAAACAAAUCCUAAAUAUCGGUUUGCUAUGCUGUUGCCGCAAUGAACGGCACUUUUUAUGAUCAGUUAUCAGGCGUAACUGGGCUUUUCGAGCAAUGGGGCGCUUGCGAGCGUACGAUGGUAGCUUGCGCGCUCGCGCGGCGCGUGCCUUGGCCGGGUCUGAAGCUGGUACAGCGGGCUGUGGAGGCUGCCUUACAAAACCAUGUAGACGACGAGAUAUUGGAACAUGAAGCUAAUGACGAGACUUUGCUUGCCAGUCUGUUCAACAUUAGGAUAGAUGAUGAUGACAAUGAGGGAGGGGAACAACUUCGAAGAUUAUUGACACUCCUACCUCUACUUAGGACAGAUAAUGAGCGUGCCAAGGAUGUUUAUGUGACUGCAGCACAGACACUUGUGCAGCGAUGUGUUGAUUCACCACGGCGCUCCUCAGUUUCAUCUGAUCUUUGUCGACAAUUGUUAUCCUAUUUACUACUGCAUCCUGCUCUUACACACACAGAUCAAAAAACUCUGACGCAAUGGCUGCGACAUUUAGAAAAUCAUAUGUCUGGAAACAGAAAUACUGAAACUGUUUGGCAGCAUAGGCUAGAUCAUUGCUUGUUACCUGAUGUUAACAUUUGGAGCACAAACAAUACUUUUAGACGGACAAUUGGCAAAAAUGUAGAAUUCAGGGGCAUGGAUACAUUAGACAUAUGUUAUCCAGAUUUACUCCAGGAAUCAUUCUCGAAAAAUGGCAGAGAUGUCGAUAUCAGCUUAGACGGGGAUAAACUCAAUUUUGAUGCAGCAGUAUCACAACCAAAAUCACAGAGGUCCAAUAGUUUGACUCCACCUUCAAGUAAUUUUAUACACAUGUCAUCAUCAGCUGAGAAUUUGAGUGAUGAGCCAUUUGUACAGAAGCCACGCAGUUUUUCUCUUUCCAGUGAACAUAGCCUAGCUCAGAUUAGGCCUAUUAGUAUAAUGUAUGGAACAACUGGAAGCGAGACACGCCUAGAUGAUUUAAGAUCAAAUAAUUUUACUGAACAUCCUGGAAUGUCAACAGUGACACAGUGGUUAAAGAGCUUACGUCUUCAUAAAUACGUGUGGCUAUUCACUAAUGUUACUUAUGAUCAAAUGAUGGCUAUGGAUGAUAAAUACCUCGAGAAACUUGGUGUGACUAAAGGGGCUCGUCACAAAUUAUUAUUAUCUAUAAAGAAAUUAAAUGAACGAGCAGCUAUUAUUGAAAGUGUCGAAGCAGAGUUGAAAAUAUCCAUGAUAUCACCAUCUUCGGCCGCACGAGCUUUGGAACGUUUGCGCGGCGUGCUACUGAGUCCUAUGCCACCUGCUUCUGAUUUACCUGUUGCUAUUGUACGAGCUUUAAAUUUAGCUUCUACUACUUUAUGUAAUAGUUGUGGGACGGGUUCGCGUGUACCCCAACAUGUCUCUCACGAAGAGACUGAUCACGACCUACCCAUCGACCCUUUAUCCUUACACUGCUGGCUUGUUGAAAAGGCACUUCAUCACGAGGCAUUUAAUAGGCCGGACUUAUUGGAGGAGUUAAAACGGUUACGGCAUAGAUUACCUCCAAGACAGUUCUUCCAUCAUGUAAGCGAUAUGCCACUCAACAGGCGGUGUCCAAAGCUCCGAUGGCGUUUCGGAUCGCAAAACGGGUAUCAAAAGCCUUUACAUAGGCGCAUGUGGACACCGAACUCGCAGUCUAAGGGUGGACCGCCGUUGCCGCGCGGAAAGUCGAACUCGUACCCACCUUUUCCUCCCGCCGCUGCACCCCGUUUACCCCCUACGCCUUCAACCCCUGCCGUUCCCGCUGCAGAUGAUUACUCGAGCCUUGAUGCGCUCUGUCUACAAAUGACCGAGCAGGCGAUCAACUGAGCAGACGCCCACAUGUUGACGGGUGAUGUCACAGAGGACUUACAAAAAAUGCAAGUCACAGCUUAAUAUGAAAAAUGGUAAUAUGAUAGUAGUCGCAUAGAAACAUAACAACCAUGCCAUUCAUUUAUUUCGUGUUGCUCCCACUCAUAUUAAAUAUUUUUCUAUGUAACAACUAUCACUUUAAAGUUUAAGUACUGACUGAAAGCUUACACUCUGUAAUAUAGGAUAGUAUCCUCUGUGAUUAUGCUCUAUUGACUCUUGUGAAUAGUGUACUCCAUGCUAAAACAAACGUCUUGUUUGCUGCUGGGACAUUUCUCAAUGUUCCAGAACAUUAUCUGAUUAAUUGAUGCAAAAUCGUAAUAUUAAUUAAUUGGAUACGUAACGAUUCCCAAUUUAAAUAAUGCAGGAAGGUCAUGGUACUUUUAAGAAAUAUAAUAUAUACAUAUGUAAAGAACUUACUACUUUUAUAAUAGAGAUGAUAUAAUACAAAUCGUAUUUAUAUUUAUUUGACGAGGUUUUUCUAUUGAUGAAAGCCCUGAUGUUUAUUUAAUCCUGGAUAUUAUAAGUCUAAAUAUAACUUAUUUAGUAGCCAUAAUGCAUUAUAGAAAUUUGAUCACGCUUUAGGUAAGGAGUACACAAAUUUAUCUAGCAUAGUGAAUUAAUAUUUAUUUAUAUUAAAUAAAUGAAGAGCUGGUGAAAUGAUGCCUUAAUUUAACGAAAAUACAAAUAUUGACGUUUAACAUUAUUAGGGUACAUUUCUAAUGUCUCGCCAUGGGUCCCAAUGCUUUUUGUAGGUUUCGAUAUUUGCAUUUUUUUAAUAUAAGAUAUAUCAUUGUCCACCAAUGAAGCAUAAUGUAAAUAAAGCAUCUGUAAAAAAUAUUUAUUUCCUAUAUAGUAAUCGAUGACAUCGACUUGAUUUGGUUCGUCCAAUUGUAAUAUGUAUACAAAAUAAACUUUAUCCUAAAUUUAUCUGGUGCUAAUUUUGCAACUUUUAAAUUCCAGUGUAGUUUGUUAUUUAAUUAGGAUUAGUAAUUAUUUAUUUUAUGAUAAUGUAAAACAUUGGAAGGUACAGUAAAAUGUAUAGUUAUUUAAUGGAAAGGUGGACUUGGUUGUGGUGCAAGUAGCACGUCCAUGCAGUCACGUAGGCGUCUACAGAGUUCAGACAGCACGGCCUAAUAAAACUGCAGGUACCUACUUAAUGUCAACUUAAUUGUAAACAAUAUAGUUGUUGUUCAGUGUAUUAAUUGUGAUUAUUGUUGACUUGUUACACUUGCACACUAUUGUCUGUUCUUAAACAAUUAUUAAUGUUAUAAUAUAAAUUUAGAUGUAACUUGUUGACUGAAGAUUUAUUUAUAAUGUUUGUGUGCUGUUUAUUUAUUUAGUUUAAUUAUUUGUAUUGACCAUUUUGACUGGAUCAAAAAUCUGAUUGUAAGAUGUGCAAUUUUUUUUUAUUUAUUAUAUAAAUGUUUAUAAUAAAUGUUAUCAAGUUUUGUAAAUAAUUGACUGGGUUACAAUGUAUUUAAAAUAUUGAAUAUUACGCAAUAAGAUAAUGGCUUUGUACAAACUUUGGAAGUUGUGUUGACGGCAGACUUUAUUAGUGCAAUGAAAGUAAUAAUUGAUAUGAAAUAAUUGUUUUAAUUAUUAAUUGGUUAAUUAAUAUAUGACACAGUCCACAAUAGUAUGUUGAUUUAUUUAUGAAAUAUAAUGAAUUUAUAUAAUGUAAUAUAUUCUAAAAUUGUACUUUUAAAAUACUGUCUGGAAUAAUAUUUAUUAUUCUUUUAACAAAAUAUUUUAGGAAAUAACUGAUGCCUAGAACUUGUUGUUCUAGUAUUUAAUUAACACUUCUGUUUUACAUGUCUGGACUGUGAUAUGGUUUAUUUUUUUAUUACAAUAUUUAUCAGCACGAAAAUAAAAGUAAAUUGUAAUGUG
Molecule: messenger RNA, 4038 nt
Organism: Galleria mellonella (greater wax moth)
Lineage: Eukaryota; Metazoa; Arthropoda; Insecta; Lepidoptera; Pyralidae
Gene: smg
Product: protein Smaug
Exons: 7
Coding region: 289-2109 (606 amino acids)
Biological process (GO): regulation of mRNA stability; negative regulation of translation; nuclear-transcribed mRNA poly(A) tail shortening
Cellular component (GO): P-body
Molecular function (GO): translation repressor activity; protein binding; mRNA binding
Source: RefSeq, a predicted model, not a curated record